Brassica napus (rape) is the source of this 2289-nucleotide messenger RNA. RefSeq names its product K(+) efflux antiporter 6-like. The record is from RefSeq and is a predicted model, not a curated record. Gene Ontology annotation, molecular function: potassium:proton antiporter activity. Gene Ontology annotation, biological process: potassium ion transmembrane transport; proton transmembrane transport. Lineage: Eukaryota; Viridiplantae; Streptophyta; Magnoliopsida; Brassicales; Brassicaceae. Gene Ontology annotation, cellular component: membrane. The transcript has 19 exons. Bases 239 to 2089 code for a protein of 616 amino acids.
CCCUGCAACUUGUUUAUUACAAAAGAAACAACACAACAUCCGAUAUUGUAUGAGUAAUAUAUUAAGAUAUAAUAAUACUGAUCACAUCUUCUUGUUAUGUUGUGUAUGUAUGGACUAAGUUGUUGACCAUUGCAAUAUCUCUCUUUCCCCGCUCUUCCCACUGUCACUUUCUUCUCUCUCUCUCCCCACUCGCGACGGUGUUCUUCUUCCUGGGUUUAAUCUUUGAUUCAGUUCUGCCAUGGUGGUGGAAGGAAGAAGUAGAAGUAGAAGUAGAUCCUUGCCCUCCUUUGAACUCACUCUCCUCUUACUCUCACUAUUCCUAUGUUUCUCCCUCUCUCUCUCUGAUCCCGAUCUGUUAGAGGAGGAAACCGUCGCCAACUCCUCCGUAGCAUCUCUCAACGCUUCUUCUACUGGUAAGCCUAAGGAAGGCAGCUUCGCUGACAUCAUUGAUCGUGCUCUCGAGAAAGAGUUCAAUGAAAGCGACCAGACUGAAGUGGCUGAUCCUGGAAGCUUCAACAACAGUGUUGCUGGACAGCAGGCUGUUCUGGAGACUGUAGCCAGAGUAAAGUCAACAAAGAAAAACGAGACAAAAGAGGACAAGAGGUUUCAACUCCAUGAUGUUUUCAACUUGGACAAUGAUAACAGAGCUGAGGACACUCCAACUCUGAUUGAUCGAAAAGUUAGUUUUAUUACAGGGAAGAUACUAGUUUGGUUCUCUUGUAUUUUUUUUUACAUGGCAAUUUUUCUGGUAUUGUGUCAGGACAAUGUAUUCAUCAUAUCCAAUUUCAAAUCCAAGUAUCCAGUAUUGCAGCUAGACUUGAGAUUGAUAUCAGACUUGGUGGUUGUCAUUGUAUCUGCAACUUGUGGUGGUAUCGCCUUUGCUUGUGCUGGACAGCCGGUGAUAACUGGCUAUUUGCUUGCAGGAUCUAUCAUCGGCCCUGGGGGUUUGAACUUCAUCAGUGAGAUGGUCCAGGUUGAAACAGUCGCCCAAUUUGGUGUGGUGUUUCUGCUCUUUGCAUUGGGUCUAGAGUUCUCCACUGCUAAGCUUCGAGUGGUUAGAUCAGUUGCUGUUCUUGGAGGCCUUCUUCAAAUUCUUCUUUUCAUGUUCUUGUGUGGAAUCACAGUGUCGUUAUGUGGUGGUAAACACUCAGAGGGAGUAUUUGUUGGAGCAUUUUUAUCAAUGUCAUCAACUGCUGUGGUGCUGAAGUUUCUCAUGGAAAAAAAUUCAACUAAUUCUAUUCAUGGCCAAGUUACUAUUGGAACUCUUGUUCUUCAGGAUUGUGCUGUGGGUUUGCUGUUUGCAUUGCUUCCAGUUCUUGGGGGAAACUCUGGUGUUCUUGAGGGAGUGUUGUCAAUGGCAAAAGUGGUGGUUGUGUUGCUUUCGUUUUUGGCUGUUUUGACAAUAUUAUCACGAACAUGUAUUCCUUGGUUGCUGAAGCUAAUGGUCAGCUUAUCAUCACAGACAAAUGAACUCUAUCAGUUAGCUGCUGUUGCGUUUUGCCUACUCGUAGCCUGGUGUAGUGAUAAGCUGGGGUUAAGUCUUGAACUAGGUUCUUUUGCCGCAGGGGUCAUGAUAUCAACUACGGAUCUCGCUGAACAUACGUUGGAGCAAAUAGAACCAAUCCGUAACUUAUUUGCUGCUCUUUUCCUAGCCAGCAUUGGGAUGUUGGUUAAUGUACAUUUUCUAUGGACACAUGUGGAUAUACUGUUAACUUCUGUAAUAUUAGUAAUCAUCAUAAAGACAACUAUAGUUACAACAGUUGUCAAGGGAUUUGGAUACAGCAACAAAACGGCUCUUCUUGUUGGAAUAUCUCUGGCUCAGAUCGGAGAGUUUGCCUUUGUACUACUUAGCCGUGCCUCCAAUCUUCACCUUAUCGAGGGAAAACUCUACUUGCUUCUCCUGGGGACAACCGCACUUAGCCUGGUUACAACACCUCUGGUGUUCAAAGUGAUACCAGCGGUUGUGCAUCUUGGAGUACUGUUAAGGUGGUUUUCUCCAGACACUGUUAUGGAGAAAGGAGAGAUAAUAAGAUCAGAGAGUGCUAAGCAACGGAUGAUACUGAUGUCACGCCAAUCCCACAACUCCUAAAACCACAAUGUUUCUUCUCAUGUAAAGUUUUGUCACACACAAAAAAUCUAUGUGGAACCCUAACAUUGUUUGCUUCCUGGAACCCACUAACCUCUGCCCUUUUUCACCAUUUGUUUCGCUUGUAAUUAGUAUUGUUUUUUCUGUCCAUUGUAAUCUGUAAUGAAAAUAUUUAAUCAAUAUCCAUAUCUCUCAAUUUGUUA